This is a messenger RNA of Diospyros lotus (date-plum), 2700 nucleotides long. RefSeq names its product amino acid permease 3-like. Gene Ontology annotation, cellular component: plasma membrane. NCBI's taxonomy places the organism in Eukaryota, Viridiplantae, Streptophyta, Magnoliopsida, Ericales, Ebenaceae. The coding region runs from base 1015 to 2469 and encodes 484 amino acids. The record is from RefSeq and is a predicted model, not a curated record. The transcript is spliced from 6 exons.
AUUAAACCACAUUACAUGUUCCGUGUAAAACGAUUAAAAUAAAUAAUAAACCAUGUUAAUUAUUUUGAUAAAAUAUUUUAUUUAAUUUUAUUAAUAUAUUAUAAAUUAUAUAUGCCUUAGUCAGCAAAGAAAUAGGGGGUAAUAUAAUAUAUGCCUUUCCUCGUUCAAAUUUUGUUCUCUCCCUAUGAAAUUAGAUUCUUCGCUGGUAAUGAUUAAAUUCCACUUUCUCAGUUUCUUACCUAAUAAACGCCUCUAUGGUGUUACUGUCUGAUAGGGAGAGGAGUGAGAAAUGAUUAUUUUAUAUAAAGUAUAAUAUUAACUUUUUAAUUACAAUUUUAACUAUUAUAUAUCAGUACUUAGUUUUUAUGUGAAAAAUAAAGUUCUUAGAUUAUUUCUUACAAAAAACAAUAUUACUAAAAUAAUGCUAAAAUAACAUAUUAUAGUUAUAAUUUUGUUUAAUAUAUACAUAUAGAUAUAUAUAUUUCAUUCUUCUUCCUCACUGCAAUUAUAUAUACCCCUCCACACCAUGGCCAUGGUCUAUCCCGCACUUCUCCUUCCAAGCUCUUCUCUCUAUCUCUCACACAGAGUAACUAUCAACUGAGAGAGAGAGAGAGAGAGAGAGGUUCAUAGGCUCCUCGUCUGCUUUCUCCAGUUUAGUUUCCAAAGCUCAUACCAUAACAUACCAGACCUUGUGUUGCAAGGCUUGCUUCCAUCUCCAUUUGGGUUUUCGCAAUGCUUUGACAAGCGUGUCAAUCUCAGUGUCAGCAGUUAACCUACUGAUCAGACAGAAAACAGUUGCAGAGCCCAACAAGCUUUCUUCUUCUUCUUUCUUCUUCUUCUUCUUCUUCUUCUUCUCUAUUUAGCCUGCAGAGAAUUUUAACUACUUUUAAGAUCAUUCAAAAACUAAAACUAGAGAGCAUUUAUAUAUUUAUAUAUAUAAAAACGCUUUAUCCAACCAAAGAGAGAGAAUAGCGCUUAUCUGAUCUGUGUGUCUCUUUCAACAAGACAACAAAGAUGGGCGAGAACACUGCCUCAAAGAAUCAGAAUCAAAAGCAGCACAACCUUUCCAUCGAUGUCCCCAUCCAGACCGGCUCCAAAUGCUUCGACGAAGACGGCCGUCUCAAACGGACUGGUAAUGUCUGGACGGCAAGUGCUCACAUAAUAACGGCCGUGAUCGGUUCCGGAGUGCUCUCCUUGGCCUGGGCGACUGCUCAGCUUGGAUGGAUCGCCGGCCCAACUGUGAUGUUCCUUUUCUCCUUCGUUACUUACUACACUUCCACCCUUCUGGCCGCCUGUUACCGCUCCGGCGACCCUGUCACCGGCAAGAGGAACUACACUUACAUGGACGCUGUCCAGUCCAACCUCGGUGGAAUUAAGGUGAAGAUAUGUGGGUUGAUUCAGUAUCUGAACCUCUUUGGAGUUGCCAUUGGCUACACCAUUGCAUCUUCCAUAAGUAUGAUGGCGAUCAAACGGUCCAACUGCUUCCACGAGAGUGGCGGGAAGAACCCCUGUAGAAUAUCAAGCAAUCCGUACAUGAUCGCGUUUGGCUGUAUAGAGAUCCUCUUCUCCCAAAUCCCGGACUUCGAUCAGAUAUGGUGGCUCUCCCUCGUCGCCGCCGUCAUGUCAUUCACUUACUCUACAAUUGGUCUUGGCCUCGGAAUAGCCAAAGUUGCAGAAACCGGAAAUUUCAAGGGAAGCCUCACUGGAAUAAGCAUAGGAACGGUGACAGAAACUCAGAAGAUCUGGAGGACCUUCCAAGCACUAGGAGACAUUGCUUUCGCCUAUUCAUACUCCAUCAUCCUCAUCGAAAUUCAGGACACAAUCCGGUCGCCGCCGACGGAAUCGAAGACGAUGAAGAAGGCCUCUCUGAUAAGCGUUUCCGUGACGACGAUGUUCUACAUGCUCUGCGGCUGCUUCGGCUAUGCCGCCUUCGGCGACUUGUCCCCGGGCAACCUCCUCACCGGCUUCGGCUUCUACAACCCUUACUGGCUCCUCGACAUCGCCAACGCCGCCAUUGUCAUCCACCUCAUCGGAGCUUACCAGGUCUACUGCCAGCCGCUCUUCGCCUUCAUCGAAAAGCAAGCAACAGAGUGGUUUCCAGAUAGCGAUUUCAUCUCUAAGGAAAUCGACAUUCCAAUUCCAGGAUUCAAGCCCUUCAAGCUCAGCCGCUUCCGGCUGGUCUGGAGAACGAUCUUCGUGAUCGUGACGACCGUGAUCUCGAUGCUGAUGCCGUUCUUCAACGACGUCGUUGGGAUCCUCGGAGCCCUCGGAUUCUGGCCGCUCACCGUGUAUUUUCCCGUGGAGAUGUACAUCGUCCAGAAGAAGAUCCCCAAGUGGAGCACCAGAUGGCUGUGCCUCCAAAUCCUGAGCGUCGCUUGCCUCGGGAUCUCUAUCGCCGCGGCCACCGGAUCGUUCGCCGGCGUCGUUCUUGAUCUCAAAUCUUACAAACCGUUCGGCACCAGUUACUGAAUGAAUCCAGCGUAGCUAGAUCCGCCAUUAUCGAAGCUUUCAGAGACAUGGAAGAACUGAAAAUUAGGGAUUCAAACUUUUGUGUUCCUGUUUCGUGUUGCUCAAAUUAAACAGCAGAAAAUGUUGUGAAUCUACUGUAAUUCUAUUACGCCGGUAAAAUCCAAGCUUCUUGUUCUUGCCGUAAGCUAAUUUCAUAUUGGAUUGAUCUUUGAAGGGUUUUACGAUAAGAAA